AUGAGUCCUUCCGGUAGGCCCGCGACAUUAUUUCAAUUAUGGAUCGGAGUCAUUAGUUUGUUAGUGAAAACAACUAAAUCAUUGAAGCAAGUGUUAGAUGGAGUAUCUCUGCAUAAGUCAGAUAAACUCUACAAUGUUUUCAAUGAAAUGAACUCAACGGUCAACUGGAAAUUCCAAAUAGGUUACAUUGUACAACAUGAACUUGUUUCAACUUGGAUAUCGAUUCACAAUUGGAAAUCCAAGGUGGUUACAAUUGAACAGAUAGUUCAUAGUAAUAACGUUCUACAAAAAGCUGAUUGGAUGGACUCAAAGACGAAGAGUAAGGCGUUCGAAAAACUUCGAUCAAUGACCAUUGUACAUCCAAGUAUAUUCGAAACUUAUACUGAUAACGAGAUUGAUGAAUACUACACGAAUUUGGAAAUAACGCCAGGAGAUUUUCUUCAAACAUUUGUAAACAUUACGAAAUUUAAUGAAUACCAAUAUAAAUAUACGUUCAGAAAACCUGUCAACUUUUCUAGUUGGACUCAACAACUGCCUCCUAUAAAUGUGAAUGCAAUGAACUAUGUAUUUACUAAUAGGCUAUACUUAUCGCCAGCUAUUCUCCAAGGAAUUUUUUUCAAUGAAAGCAGACCUUGUUACAUGAAUUACGGAUCUGUGGGGUAUGUAAUUGGACAUGAAUUUACUCAUGCUUUUGAUAACCAUGGCAGAUAUCAUGAUUAA
Leptopilina heterotoma is the source of this 720-nucleotide messenger RNA. Its product is annotated as neprilysin-2-like. The transcript is spliced from 4 exons. The coding region runs from base 1 to 720 and encodes 239 amino acids. Gene Ontology annotation, biological process: protein processing. The record is from RefSeq and is a predicted model, not a curated record. Lineage: Eukaryota; Metazoa; Arthropoda; Insecta; Hymenoptera; Figitidae. Gene Ontology annotation, cellular component: plasma membrane. Gene Ontology annotation, molecular function: metalloendopeptidase activity.